AUGCUAAUUUUCAAUAACACCACCUCCUCUUCCUCAAACUUUCUCCUCACUGCGUUCCCUGGGCUGGAACGUGCUCAUAUCUGGAUCUCCAUUCCUGUCUGCUGUCUCUACAUCAUUGCCCUCUUGGGAAAUAGCAUGAUCUUUUUUGUUAUUAUUAUUAAGCGGAAUCUUCACAAACCCAUGUACUAUUUCCUCUCCAUGCUCUCAGUUGUUGAUCUAUGUCUGACCAUCACAACCCUUCCCACUGUGCUCGGUGUCCUCUGGUUUCAUGCCCAGGAGAUCAGCUUCAAAGCUUGCCUCAUUCAAAUGUUCUUCCUGCAUGUCUUCUCCUGGCUGGAGUCCUCAGUGCUGGUAGCCAUGGCGUUUGAUCGCUUCAUGGCUAUCUGUAACCCACUGAAGUAUGCGACUGUCCUCACAGACAUGAUGGUCCUGGUAAUUGUUCUGGUUGUCUGCAUACGACAGGUACUUUCCUUAUGUCCUAUGGUUGUAGCCAUACAGACUCUGUCUUUUUAUGGAGGUCAAGAGCUUUCCCACCCAUUCUGUUACCACCCAGAUGUGAUCAAAUACACACGUUCCAACUCCUGGUUCAGCAGUUUUUGUGGCAUGUUUCUUCAGCUCUACAUGAAUGGUACUGACUUACUGUUUAUUCUUUUCUCCUAUAUCCUGAUCCUCCGUACUGUUCUGAGCACCGUGACCCCAAAGAAACAACAAAAAGCUCUCAGCACUUGUGUCUGUCACAUUUGUGCUGUCACUGUUUUCUACGUGCCAAUGCUCAGCCUGUCUUUGGCACACCGUCUCUCCCGCUCCACCCCCAGGGUGCUCUGUAGCACUUUGGCCAAUAUUUAUCUGCUCUUACCACCUGUCCUGAACCCUAUCAUUUACAGCUUGAAGACCAAGACCAUCCGCCAGGCUACAUUCCAGUUGCUCCGAUCCAAGGGUUCACAGGGCCGUCGUGUGAGGGGUCUUAGAGGAAGGAGGGAUUGA
Molecule: messenger RNA, 984 nt
Organism: Propithecus coquereli (Coquerel's sifaka)
Lineage: Eukaryota; Metazoa; Chordata; Mammalia; Primates; Indriidae
Product: olfactory receptor 51T1
Exons: 1
Coding region: 1-984 (327 amino acids)
Biological process (GO): G protein-coupled receptor signaling pathway
Cellular component (GO): membrane
Molecular function (GO): olfactory receptor activity; G protein-coupled receptor activity
Source: RefSeq, a predicted model, not a curated record